Cylicocyclus nassatus is the source of this 279-nucleotide messenger RNA. Lineage: Eukaryota; Metazoa; Nematoda; Chromadorea; Rhabditida; Strongylidae. The record is from the annotation of a GenBank genome assembly.
AUGACUAAGGGUACACAGGCCUUCGGUAAGAAACACGUGAAGUCGCACACGUUGUGCAAACGAUGUGGACGGUCAAGCUUCCACAUUCAGAAGAAGAGGUGUGCGUCAUGCGGUUAUCCGGACGCCAAGAAGCGCAAGUAUAACUGGGGAGCCAAAUCUAUCCGUAGAAGAACAACCGGCACUGGCCGCAUGCGUCAUCUUCGAAGUGUGCACAGACGCUUCAGAAAUGGAUUCCGUGAGGGCACCACUCCCAAGCCCAAGGUCGCCGCUUCUGCCUAA